Oreochromis aureus is the source of this 2501-nucleotide messenger RNA. Its product is annotated as polymeric immunoglobulin receptor-like. The record is from RefSeq and is a predicted model, not a curated record. The transcript has 6 exons. NCBI's taxonomy places the organism in Eukaryota, Metazoa, Chordata, Actinopteri, Cichliformes, Cichlidae. The coding region runs from base 102 to 890 and encodes 262 amino acids.
UUUGGAGGAGGGACUCCUUCAGUUAGAGAAGUGAGGCGUCACAAGUUCCUGGUUUCCAGUGAAGAAGAAGAGAGGCAGCAGUAAACCAUCAGAGCCUCAUCAUGAAAGUCCAUCACACUCUGAUCUGCUUCUUCUUCCUUUCUCUGCAGGAUGGAAACCCUGAAGUCACCAAUGCUCAGAUUCUUUCCUAUGGAGUCAUUGGAGGAAAUGUUACAGUUCCUCUUGUUUUUCAAUCAUCAGGAACAUGGAAGAUGUUCUGCAGAGAAGAUUGUGAAGGAGAAAACAUUCUCAUUAAAACAACUGAUGUCAGAACUCAAACAGGCAGAUACAGCAUUGAAUAUAAAAGAGAAUCAACAGUUUAUGUUUUAUCUGUGAGCAUCUCAAAGCUGACUGAGUCUGACUCUGGACAGUACAGCUGUGGUUUGGGUGGAUCUUCAUCAUCAGCUUCAUACAAACGGUUUGGAAUCUUUGUUGCUGAAGCACUGCUGGAUGGAAACGAUGAUCCUGCUCAGCUGAAACGCUUCAAUAAAGAAACUGGAAGCUCUCUCACAGUCGGAUGUUACUUUAAACAACCUGGAAACAGAAAGAUGUUCUGCAGAGGAGAAUGUGGAGGAGACAACAUUCUUGUUGAAACCCGUAAAGUCAAAGCUCAGAGAGACAGAUACAACAUUGGAUAUGUUUCAGGAGUUCUGUAUGUGAGCAUCACACAGCUGACCAAGUCUGACUCAGGACCGUACACAUGUUACCUGAGUGGUUCAUCCAGAGAGUUUGAGGUCACUGUCACAGACGCGGUCGUCUCAACAGCACAGUUUCACCUCCAUUUCCAGAAGCUUCACACCUUCACCAGCUUCCACUGGAACCACAGAGCAGUCUGGACAGAGUCAGUCUGAGAGAACAUCUACAGGUGGUGUCAGCGGGACACAAACGUCUUCUCAAACUGCUGCAGAUGUUCUCCUGUAUGUGGGCCUGACUCUGGCUGUCACCAUCAUCAUCAUUUCAGUGGCUGUGCUGAUUUCCUGCAAGAAAAGAUCUUCUAAAGUAAAGGACCCUUUUGUUGAAAUAUUACAUACUACGAUCACAGAUGUAAGUGUGAAGCUCUUCUACUCACAUCAUUACAUAAACCUCCACCACCCUCUGCACCCAGAACCUAUGCUGUCAGGGGUCAUGUGCCUGCCUGAUCUGAACUUGAUUGGGCCUCUGUGUUAAUCACAGCUUGUCCAUAACAAACACCAUGUUUGAGCAUAAGGGUGUUCGUGAGUGGACAUUUGGCCAGGACAUGCCAACUCAGGUGAAUGUUGUAGUUGUUUCAGAUCUGUGGCAUCUGACAGAGACUAAUCAGUCACAUCGUCUUUUUCUCCAGAAGAACGUUAAGAGCUUUCUGAGGGACGUUAGAGACACUGAGCUGACAGGUACCGGCAGGCCAAGCAAAGUGCAGCUCCUGCUGUAACCACAGCAACAGCUCAGGUGUGGGAAGAGUUCCACUCACACUGUGUACAAUGAAGAUGCUGACUUCAGCUGAGGCCUCAGUCAGGUGAUGGUAGGAUCAUGGUGGGUCUGUCACCAAAUCUAUUGUUAAUUUUCACCGGAUGGAUGGAAACAAAAAUCUAAUUAGAUGAUUUUUAAAUGAUUCUAACUCUCACUCCACUUUGCAAAGUCCAGCUCUCUACAUCGGAUUGGCUGUAGUUGUGACAGUGAACAUUAAACAGUAAUCUGAGUGUCAGAGCCGAUCAGAGUCAGAGCACUAGUGCAUCUUUAAUGAAUACGCUGCCUGUGAGUGAAGCUACGACACAGAAAGCUGAACACAGACACAAAGAACCAUAAAUGACAACGAAACACAGCAAAGUGGCUCCAUUGGUUUUAUUACAGACACUUUCCUUCCUGUAAGACCUUUGUGACUGAGGCCUUACUCGCCUGCGUGGACUCUUUACUCGUCUAUUCUUUGACCCGGUUUGUGUUGAUGAGCAGAAAUAUUACUGAAAAUGUGACAGCUGAUGAUCAGUUGUGCCUGUUUUCUUUUUCAGGAUGAAGACAACUCCAGGACUGUGAUGAAUGUUUCCGACAAGGCCUUCGGCUUUCUAAACAGCGCCCCCUAUAGUCACACCAAUGAAGUCAUCUACUCUGUACCUCGGGUACAUGUGAGCUCCGAUAGCAGAGAAGUCAUAAUAAUCAGAUCUCACCGUGUUGGUGUUCGUACAACAUAUUAACUUAACUUACUGUGAAGUCGUAGCUUUAACCAUGCAUACAUCUCUAUUUAAAGAAAUAAAUAGAAAGUCUCUGUCAAGUGUUCUGUCUGUGAGGUGCCCACACUUGAAAAAGACCAGACUUUGAAUUUCACUCAAUUUUUGACCAGUUUCAGGUUCAUUCAGUCAAUCAGGUAGUUAGCUAGUUAGAUAGCUGUUUUUAGAUAGGUAGGUGAAAAACCUUUAAACAAAAAAACAAAAAAAAAAAUAUGAUAAUAAUAAUAAUAAUAAUAAUAAUAAUAAUAAUAAUAAUAAUAAUAA